This is a messenger RNA of Gasterosteus aculeatus aculeatus (three-spined stickleback), 3744 nucleotides long. RefSeq names its product WD repeat domain 20b (gene wdr20b). Gene Ontology annotation, molecular function: protein binding. The record is from RefSeq and is a predicted model, not a curated record. NCBI's taxonomy places the organism in Eukaryota, Metazoa, Chordata, Actinopteri, Perciformes, Gasterosteidae.
CAUGCGCAGUCUGUAACAUCCGGGGUUCGGACAAGGAUGAACGCCAAUUUCCAAGAUGGCGGCGGAGGGAGGAGGGAAGGAGAUGAACGAAAUUAAAACUCAAUUCACCACACGAGAAGGUGUCUACAAACUCCUCACUCACUCCGAAUACAGCCGCCCGAACAGGGUGCCUUUCAACUCGCAGGGCUCCAAUCCCGUCAAGGUCUCCUUCGUCAAUGUAAACGACCAGUCCGGCAACGGCGACAGGAUCUGUUUCAAUGUGGGCCGGGAACUCUACUUUUAUAUCUACAAAGGCGUGAGAAAGGCUGCUGAUCUCAGUAAGCCAAUAGACAAGAGGAUAUACAAAGGAACGCAGCCCACGUGCCAUGACUUCAACCCCAUCACGGCUACGGCGGAGAGCGUCUCCCUGCUGGUGGGCUUCUCCGCCGGCCAGGUGCAGCUCAUCGACCCGAUAAAGAAGGAGACGAGCAAACUGUUCAACGAGGAGAGACUCAUAGACAAGUCCCGAGUGACGUGUGUGCGAUGGGUCCCGGGCUCGGAGAGCUUGUUCCUGGUCGCUCACUCCAGUGGCAGCAUGUAUCUGUACAACGUGGAGAACACCUGCGGCACCACGGCGCCUCACUACCAGCUGCUGAAGCAGGGGGAAAACUACGCCGUGCACACCUGCAAGAGCAAGUCGGCCCGCAACCCGCUGCUGCGCUGGACGGUGGGCGAAGGGGCGCUCAAUGAGUUCGCCUUCUCGCCGGACGGCAAGUUUCUGGCGUCUGCGAGCCAGGACGGCUUCCUGCGGGUGUUCGGCUUCGACGCGGCCGAGCUCCACGGGACGAUGAAGAGCUACUUCGGCGGGCUGCUGUGCGUGUGCUGGAGCCCGGACGGGCGGUACAUCGUGGCGGGCGGGGAGGACGACCUGGUGACGGUCUGGUCCUUCUCCGACUGCCGGGUGAUCGCGCGGGGCCACGGCCACAAGUCGUGGGUGAGCGUGGUGGCGUUCGACCACUGCACCACCAGCGUGGAGGACGGCGACCCCCCCGCCGAGUUCAGCGGCAGCGACGAGGAAUUCCACGAGCAGAUUCACUUCGGCGCGGGCCGGGACAGAGCGAACAGCGCGCACUCGCGGCUCUCCAAGAGGAACUCCACGGACAGCAGGCCCGUCAGCGUGACCUACAGGUUCGGCUCGGUGGGCCAGGACACCCAGCUGUGUCUGUGGGACCUGACGGAGGACAUUCUUUUCCCUCACCUCCCUUUGUCCCGCACUAGGACUCACACUAAUGUCAUGAGUGCCACGAGCCCUCCAGCCACCGGACAAACUACUGCUACUAAUACGACGACAACGACCACGACUUUGACUACUACUGCUGCGACCGCUGCCGUGCUCGCCACUAAUCCCGGUGGCGCCACUGUUAAAGACAAUACGAGCGCCAGCAGCAACCCGCCCAACUCCCUCCCCAGCGCCCUGCCUCGGUCCAACAGCUUGCCACACUCCUCCAACCCAACAGGGGGCAGCACCCCCAACAGCCACACAGGCAGCAACAGCAGCCCCACUACCAACGCCGCCGCCACCCCCACCCCCACCCCCAUCGCGUUCAUCGCCACCGGCGUCAGCAAGUUCGCGACUCUGUCGCUGCACGAGUCGCGCAAGGAGCGCCACGAGAAGGACCACAAGCGCAACCACAGCAUGGGUCACAUCAGCAGCAAGAGCAGCGACAAGCUCAACCAGCUGAGCUCCACGCGGACGGCGAAGGCCGAGGCCGCCAAGACUCUGGGCACCACGCUGUGCCCGCGCAUGGAGGACGUGCCGCUGCUCGAGCCGCUGGUGUGCAAGAAGAUCGCUCACGAGAGACUCACUGUGUUAAUCUUCCUUGAGGACUGUCUGGUAACAGCCUGUCAGGAGGGUUUCGUUUGCACAUGGGCUAGGCCCGGGAAAGUGGGUUUGCUAUCAUCUCAAAACAACCCGGGCAACUCCCCCAGUGGAACAGUAGUAUAGCCCCAGUGCUGGUGCUGCUAAUGACAGCUCCAUGCAACAGAGACGGGGACGACCGAGGCCACGGUCCUGCAGCGCUUCAGCACAUAGCUGUCACACACCACAUGACCUCCAGCGUCCCCGUCAUUCUCCUCGCGACAAGCAUCCAGACGCUCUCUCUCUCCCCCCCCCAUCCCCCCACCCCGCUUUCUGUGUUACUGCUCGUGCUCAGCCCAUGUUGGCUGGCCGUGAAAAAAGGGUGCUAUUGGAAGUAAGAUGGCAAGCUUUAAAUCACCCAGGAGGUAUUAUGGAGGGGCGGGGGGGGGGGGACUUGCUGGCUCAUCGUACCAUGUGUGGUCAUAUCAAGUCGUGUCUAGUCUGAAAAUAGCAAACUCUAGUACCCAACCCUUUGUGCCUGUAGAUCUCUAAUGACUAGACCUGCUGUAAGCAUUGUGCCGAUGCCUCAGCACUAACCUUUUUUUGUGUGGGUUUAAUUUGGAGAUUUCUCCUAUAUUUUGUUUCUUCAAAGGUAUUCACGUGGAAAGAAAAGGGGGGGGGGGGAUUGGAUUGUUUCGGAGCAGCAGCCACAACUCUUUCAUUUCUCACUUCCUGGGCGAUCUCUUGAGCAGCCCGAGUACUCGACGCCCGUUAAAGAGAAACGGAGCGUUUCACUUCCUUUGGAAAUGUUUUAAUCAUUAGAAUCACACUUUAAAGUGUAUUUGCACAAAUUUUUCUUUCCUUGUUGCUUUUGUUUUUCUCCAUUUUGAAAACGAAAAAAUUUCACGGCUGCGGCACACAGGCAAAAUAUUUUGAAGACUGCUUUGGAAGCACUUGUGGAAACGGCUUCCUGUUGCCCUCUGUCUCAACGCUGGAUGCUGCAAUCAUAGUUUUUUAUAUGGAAAAAAAAAUUGUUUGCACUUAGUAGUUUGUUAGAGGAGAAUGGCUUUACAUUUUUUGGAGUGUGUAAGGACUCCUUGACAAGGUUGAAAUAUAUAAAUAGAAUUUAAAAAGAAACCUUUGUAUCUAUUGAACAUUUAUUUUAAUAUUGUUUCCGAUUAAAUGGGCUCUGUAAUAUAUGUAAAUAUUGUACCACAAUGAUUUAUGGGUGAAAUGAUGAUCAUUAUUACAUUAGUUCAAAGAUCCUUAUUUCAGAAAAUAGUGAUAUUUCUAAUACAGAAGAUCUAUACCUAAUAUUAAAUGAACCUUGAAUAUGCAGGUGAACAUGUUUCUUUUGUUGUACAUAAAGAGAAUUCAGGUGUAUUUUUAUUAAUGAAACGUUUGGUAUAGGAGACAGCUAUGAAGUCCUCUUAAAUAACAGGGAGUGCUGAAUGCUGCAGAUAUUCCUUCUACAACGUAGGCAGGCAGGCGCAGGUGCAGCCGUCUAAUUCAGCCAUCACUCCGAGCUCAGGUAAACCACAGGAAGAAUUUACGCUGCCCCCCCCCCACCCACUCCCACCCUCCCCCCACCCACUACUUCCAUCCACCAACAUGUGUGUGAAAUUCACUGUAACAACUAAUAAGGCCGACGACCAUGUGCUGCAGACGGGGCUGCGAUCUGUUUGAGACUUUUUGUGAGUAAGUUACUGAAACCGAUGCCGAACAAACAUUUGACACUGUGUUAAAAAACAACAACCGACUGACGUCGGCACCCGAGGGCGUGCGUGCUUGAGUUUUUUUCUUUUUGUUCUUUAUUUCAAACACCCAAAUAGCAAGACUGAGGAUAUUAACAGUGGGAGCUUCCCCCCCCCCCAUGUGACGCCUAUUAAAACAGCUUUGACAGAUUA